CCACGAGCCUGCCUGGUUACUGAAGCCAUAGGUAAUGCUCUGGUAACUCACACAUUCCUGCAUUUGGUACCCUUGCUUUUUAUGAUUCCUCUUGUCUUACCAAGGAAAAAUCUCGUAGAUACCCAUAACUUGUUGAAUGUCUCAAUUGGCAAGAUAACUUCGUUGCAGUAAUUAUAGCAUGAAAAGUAUUCUGAAGAUAUCACCAGGUUCACUUCUUUGCUGUAAUGAAGCCUUUGUUGUGUAAUAUGACAGGUACUAGCUGGAAAUCAUUUCAUACAAUUCCCAUGUGUUACUGAAAGUUACUGUAAGGUUUACUAUGUAACUGUAAACUACUUUGUCUCAUGUGCUUGACUGCUUGUUAACAGAUCUCACAGGUUCCAUCUCCUCCAAGGUAAGGAUUCUAAGAUCAUAACAUAUCAAAUGUUUGAGCAGGAAGUUGCUUGUUUCCGUUCUUUUUUUGGUUGAUAUUUCAUCAUUUUUCUAGACAUAUAAAUCAUUUGAGACUUCCUUAUUCUUACUCCAUUCAAAAGCUAAAAACACAGAAAUUUUUACUGGAGUGUUGCAAAAUUCUUCUCAGAGGCAUGAAGGUAUGGACCUUUUGCACUGGCUGCUCGGAACUGGAGCCUGUGUUGGGUGUUGUGACCAUCUACAUUGGUUUACAAACCUUCCAUGGGAGAACCUCAAAAAAGUUUGAGCAUGUUGUGUGUUCUACUCCUGCAGAGGUGUAAAUCAUUGCCUUCAGCUAUCUCCUUCAAGACAGAUAAAGAGCACAUGAUGAAAGCAACGAGUCAUCCAAGAUGAGCAGCAUGUCACUUUACAGAACACUUCAUUAGCUUCCUUUCCAGCUCCCUGUCAUCAUGCAUUAAUCAUUCGGAAAAAAGGCAAAUCCAAGUCUAAAGCUGCAGGCAGCAUAGCCAGAAUUAACAAACGCGGCCAAGAAACCAAUCCAUCUUGCAAUUAAAAGGCAUUUGGACUGAGGAAGAAGGAUUAUUAGCAAUUCAAUCUUAUAAUGAUCAAGCUCAAGAACCGGUUUGAUGCAGUGGGACCAACGAGGAAGCUGAUACAUUCCAUGGAUUCACUCUGACGUCCUCAUUAUUUCAAGAACUCAAGACCUAGCAGAGAUAAAACUACAGGUCAAAGCUUGUAAACGCGAGCACAGAUGCGUAUAAAGAACACCAAGAGAUCGAUGCAGGAAACUGGUAGGGAUGCUGUGCUCCUCCUCUCUUUGCUGUCAUUUGGAUUAUAUGCAGCGUCUUCUGCCAUACCUUAUGAUUGCUAAAGAACAAACCGAGACUGUGGACGCUUGUAGCUGUAUUUUUCCCGCUCAUAUUCCCUCUUCUACCUCACACUGCUCAUCCGAGAAUCAGCCUGCAGGAUGAUGUCACUGCAAUACCCAACUAUCAUCAGGAUUCUGUGACUAUUCACAACAAAGUAUCCGAAAGUUUCAUUGAAGGCAAGGAGAACAAGAAGAACAAGAAGCAGCGGCAGCAGCACAAGGAAGACAAUGCAACUACAAGCUCUCUAACGAGCCUUGAGCUGCCACAGCCGGUCCUCGAGGAUCCUAUCAGAUCGCUCGUUCCAGCGGCCGUCAUCGAAGUUCUUGGAGUAGCUGUCGGCGUCGUAACCGAAAUUGAGCUGCUUGGACCCGUACAUGCUCCUGCCUUCCUUCAGCAACCGCUUGAGGAGAUCGCGCCAGCUGCGGCUCCGCUCGAGGCCGACGGUGCGGCGGAGGAGGUGGAACCGCGAGUGGCCGCGCUGCAGCGGGAACCACGACGGGGAGGCCAUGCAGCGAGUGAGGCGGGACGAUGGCUCUGGCGACUCCAUCGGGGUAGCCAAGCAGCGCUCGCUUCUCCGGUGGGUUAUAUAAACGGAGGAAGGCUUCCGUGGGGCAGUUCGGAUCAGGAGCGAAACAGGCGAUCGGCACCGAAGUCUGUAAAAGGUCAUUCUAGGUUGGAAGGAAUUCUUGUGCAUAUUAAGGAAGGUGAUCUCAGAUAACUGCGUUUGCUUAUUGUAUCUUGUCCAUUGUGUUGAUGCUUCUCAAGUUGAAUUACAUGUAAAGCUCAAAUGCCGGCAUUCAGAAUUAAAAGCAAAUCAAACUCAGAAUAUUUAAGAUUGCAUGAUCUUCAUACAUGUCGCAAAUCAGCUAAAACAUCAAAAAGCUCACAAACUCAGGUCAAGACGUUUCAACUAGAGACAGAACUGGAUACAUUUUUCCAAACCCAACAAAAUGCUUCUUCUAAUAAAGAAGUAUCUGUAUGCAACUCAACACUUGCUGGAUUUGAUGGACCCUACACUCAGUUGCUGAACGCAUCCCCAUUUUCACUUGAUCCAGUAUCAAUCAGAAGAUCGGAUAUACUAUCAGAAACAAAUCCAUCUAACCUUGAUACAAUCUUCUCUCCUGAUCUUGAGCACCGUGCAUCUCCCCUGAAGUCGGCAAAUUACAUUGAUGAAGCAAAAUAUGAAGGCACCAGAUUGCCUCAUCUAGUUGCAGAUGGUGCUGACAAUGCUACCUGUAUCUCAAGUGAAUAUCAAACUUGUGGCUUAUCAGAAUUCUACAUUUCUGAUAGCAUUCAUGAAGGCACCAAAUUGCCUCAUCUGGUUGCAGAUGAAACUGAUGAUACUACCUGUGUCUCAAGUGAAUAUCAGACUUGUGGUUUAUCGGAUUUCAUAUCUGAUUGCAUUCAUGAAGGCACCAAAUUGCCUCAUCUGGUUGCAGAUGUAAUUGAUGAUGCUACCUGUGUCUCAAGCGAAUAUCAAACUUGCAGUUUAUCAGAUUUCUACAUUUCUGAUAGCAUUUCUGCUUUUCCCUUUGACAAUAGUGUUGAAGUUACUGAUGUUACAACUGCCACUUGCCCUGUUAAUGAAUAUAUGAACUCUGACAUAAUGAUUGACAUGGGGGAGGGAUAUAUGAUUCUUCCUUUCCUUGAGAGGACAGUGGAAACUGGAGAUGAUGAUGACUUAGUUCAGGAGACCAUGAUGAACUUCAACGAAGCUUCUUUGUAUUUGGCAGUUCAUCCUGAAAAUGAAAAUAAAUGCAACUUUGGCAAUUUGGAAGAGAUAGAAUGCUUUGAUCAACUGUUGGUUUUUAAUCGAUUACCUGAUUUACCUCAGGCAGUUUCAUCGAUUUUUUUACCUCAGAAAACACAAGAAAAGAUGCCUGUAACCCUUGUACUUGAUUUAGAUGAAACUCUUGUCCAUUCUACCAUGGAACAAUGUGAUGAUGCUGAUUUCACCUUUCCAGUUUUCUUUAACAUGAAACAUCACACAGUAUAUGUAAGACAGAGACCUUUUCUGCAGAUGUUUCUUGACAGCGUAGCUCAGAUGUUUGAAAUUGUUAUAUUCACUGCCGCUCAAAGCAUAUAUGCUGGAGAGCUUCUGGACAUAUUGGAUCCAGACAGAAAGAUAAUCUCAAAGCGUAUAUAUCGUGAAUCAUGCGUCUUCUCUGACGGUACUUAUACCAAGGACCUAACCAUUUUGGGAGUUGACCUGGCAAAAGUUGUCAUAAUUGACAAUACUCCACAGGUUUUUCGCUUGCAAGUCAACAACGGGAUACCGAUCGAGAGUUGGUUUGGGGAUCCUUUGGACCAUGCUUUAGUCCAGUUACUUCCCUUUCUUGAGACCUUGGUCUACGUAGAGGAUGUUCGUCCAAUUAUUGCUAAGAAAUUCAGCAAUAAUGAGUAGCAGCAUUCUUUCCAUGGGAGAUUUUGCCUUGAUGACUUCACCUUGCAGACUCUCCUGUAGGCAUGCACCUUUCCACUCUCAAACUAUAGAAAUAACAUUUACAUGUACAAUAUGUGUGUCGGAUUAGAUUUAGUUUAUUGGAGCUGGCUAUGUACUUUGGAGAAAUGGUUACUAAUCACUGUACCUGUGUUUGAAGCUCAAGCCAACAGCUUUGUUAUGUUUGUUUCUCCCUCUUUCGACUUUGUACAGGAAUGUCAUGAUGGAAAUAAAAUGGUGUUGUUCUCCCCGUUUGUUCAAA
Molecule: messenger RNA, 3979 nt
Organism: Musa acuminata AAA Group (dessert banana)
Lineage: Eukaryota; Viridiplantae; Streptophyta; Magnoliopsida; Zingiberales; Musaceae
Exons: 14
Coding region: 2065-3681 (538 amino acids)
Molecular function (GO): phosphoprotein phosphatase activity
Source: RefSeq, a predicted model, not a curated record